AUUGAAAUAGCUUACUUAAAAUCAUAGGUAACCUGUAACCAUGUCACAGAACUGUACACCGGGAGAAAUAAUUAUUUAUUUUUAUGAUCAGUUUUCAAGAGAUCUUCAUUUAUUACACGUAGAAUCUGAAAAAAUUAUUUUCUUUUAUGUAAAUGGCUAUGAACUUAAGAUGGUUUUUACGUUUGGUGGGCAAAAUAAAGAAUGCAUAAAAUUGGUGGGUGACUUGAACAGUAAAAGAAAAGUGGUUGGGGGGGGGGGGGGGGGGGAAUUGUAAAUAUAGAGUAUUUGUUAUAAGCAGAGGAGAAAACAAAAGCCCUGUGGAAGUGGAAGGUUAGGCGGUGCCGGAUUUCGUCAUCACAGUCCUCUCAUUGAGGAAGGAAUAGGAGCUGGGUUUUCCUUGUUCCAGUUGCUUGAAUGGCGACAAUAGCUUCUGGUGCUUUGGUUACUCUAGAAGAGCUGGCUCCGUCUUUGCCACACUUUAAGCAUGGCAUCUCUCUUCGCGUAACUGGAAAGCUCCAAGAUUAUGAUGUGGAGACUGCUAUUGCUGUGAUCGUUGAUAGAAAUGCAUCAUUAAAAGUUGACACACAGCACUUGAAUCUCAAUCUUCGCAUUGGUUCCAUCUUCCAGUUUAUUGGGGAAUUGCUUCUUGAACCUGAUCAGGAGGCAAUUCUGAAGGCACGAGUUGGACGAAAUGUAGAUGGAAUGGAUCUCAAUCUCUAUCGUCAAUCUCUGCAGCUCUUGAGAGAUUUUCAAGCUGGUCGUUGAAUAGUUCAUCCCCUAGUUUUGAGGGAUGCGGCAGAUGGAUUUCUCAGUCAUUAAAAAAAAAAAAAAUGAAAAUUAUAGAAUAUGACUUGACAAUUAGAUAACUAUAACACUGUUGUUUUAGUGUCUAUUUAUAUAAGCUGAUUAGUUGUUGUCUUUUGCCCUUAAGCCGUAAGAGGAGCAUUAGCUAUUGUGGCUAAGAUUGUUAUUUGUGACGUGUGAUACAAAAUUUCAGCACAUUGAUUUCUGAUUUCAGGCAAUUCUGAAGGCACGAGUUGGACGAAAUGUAGAUGGAAUGGAUCUCAAUCUCUAUCGUCAAUCUCUGCAGCUCUUGAGAGAUUUUCAAGCUGGUCGUUGAAUAGUUACACCCCUUACUGAAGGAAUUAUCAUUGAAAAUUUACCAAGAGUAAGUAGCUAGAUACCAUUUUGGAAACAUAGUAAAGGGCAUUCUUGUCAUAUUCAUGGGAUUUACUCUUUAAGAUUAUGCCGGGCUAGUAGUCAUACAGCAUGAUGUUGCACAGCUAGAAAAUGUGUUCCUGAAAGGCAUUCUUAUACAAUUUGCAAAAUGCAGUCUUCUUUUUAUCUCUUGUUGAAAGGCAUUUCCAAUGGUGAUGUUGGAAGUAGUAUAGUAUCAGUUGUCUAUUUGCAACUUCUGGAUCUGUUUUUGUUACUGUAUAACUAGUGACAUAGUAUGGGAGAUAAGAGGGUACUAUAUAUUUUUGAGGA
Lycium barbarum (goji berry) is the source of this 1488-nucleotide messenger RNA. Its product is annotated as CST complex subunit TEN1. Gene Ontology annotation, biological process: negative regulation of telomere maintenance via telomerase. Gene Ontology annotation, molecular function: telomerase inhibitor activity; telomeric repeat DNA binding; single-stranded DNA binding. Gene Ontology annotation, cellular component: CST complex. The transcript has 5 exons. Bases 415 to 765 code for a protein of 116 amino acids. NCBI's taxonomy places the organism in Eukaryota, Viridiplantae, Streptophyta, Magnoliopsida, Solanales, Solanaceae. The record is from RefSeq and is a predicted model, not a curated record.